AUGCGUCCGAAAACCGACACCAGCUGGCUAGACGUGGGUGUGGGUGAGAAUGGAAGCUAUGUCAUCCGGGAUUACGGACGACUAGACGAAGUGGUCUCCGAGUUGACUCAACCCCGCCAACAGUAUCCUUUCUUAUCGGUAUUCCUAGGUGGGAAGAACAAAGACAUUGCGCUCCAGGCAAUUUUCCCCCAAAACAAUAUCAGAAGGACCCAGCCUAGCUCGCGAAUUGGUUUGCGGUACGAUAUAACAUCCUCCAACAGUGAGAGUCCGAUUUUAUUCGCCGAUGGCAACGUUACUCCCACCAAGGGUGUCUUAGGCGCUAUGCCAGGGGUACAUGAUUACCCGAUCACAUGGCCCAUCAGCUCCACCGAUAAUGCAUCGAGAUUGGUCUAUGCACGGUUAAUUUUUCUUUUUGCUGAUCUCGUGUGCCUUUUCGCCGACGAUUUCCCAGACCUUAUGUCAGUAGCUCAUUUCUUGGUAGACUGCGUUUCCAUGCGAUCUGCAUCGCCGAUGCCUGUUGCGGUCCGACCACGGGUGCUUGUGGUUCUAAUGGGCAACCCAGACCGCAGCGAACGCAACGGCCCACUUCAACAAUUCUAUAAGCAACUUUACGAGGCCGACUCCACCCACCUCUCUGAGUGCUUUUCCCAUAUCAAUGUUGUAUACCUUGACCCCAUCCAGUCCGAUUCCUUAAGGGGCGGGAUUGAGCGAUCAUGUUGCGCACUUUCUCGAAGUGGGUCAUCGGGAAGAAUGCAAAUUCGAGAUCCUACUCUCUUCCCUAGUGUCUGCGCUAAUAUUAGACCACUGUCUACCCGGAAUGAUGUGUAUGUCUUCCACCCACUCCUUUCCUUUGUUCUCUCGGGUUUCUCUCUCUUCAUCCGAUUGGCUUGA
This is a messenger RNA of Aspergillus oryzae RIB40, 891 nucleotides long. RefSeq lists its product as uncharacterized. The transcript has 3 exons. Bases 1 to 891 code for a protein of 296 amino acids. The record is from RefSeq and is a predicted model, not a curated record. Lineage: Eukaryota; Fungi; Ascomycota; Eurotiomycetes; Eurotiales; Aspergillaceae.